AUGGAAAGCACAAAGGCAGAGACAGUCAAGAAGAUCCAUGAGCAAGCCAGAAGGAACAUUGAGGCCAAAACCAAGCAGUAUGCAACAUGCCAACAAGGGCCGCAAAGAAUGGUCUUUGAAGUGGGAGACAAGAUGGACCAUUUGAGAUCACCAGAAGAAUCAACAACAACUCCUACCAAAUUGAUCUUCCAAGAUGAACCAGAUUUGAGGACAAAUCCUUUUCAAGAGGGAGGGGAUGAUAUGAUCAUGGAGGAGGUUGCUGGGAACUUGGACCAGGAAGCAGCUGGAGAGCUUGUAGCAGAGGAGGAGCAGCUUGAACCUGAGGAAGCUUGGAAGCCUUGA
This is a messenger RNA of Microthlaspi erraticum, 342 nucleotides long. The record is from the annotation of a GenBank genome assembly. NCBI's taxonomy places the organism in Eukaryota, Viridiplantae, Streptophyta, Magnoliopsida, Brassicales, Brassicaceae.